AUGGGUCGUACAAGCACUGAAGACGCACCUCGCUCUGGAAGGCCAAAAGAGGCUACGAAUGCGGAAAUCGCAAAGCAAGUGCAUCGAAUCGUUUUGAGUGAUCGUAAAGUGAAGUUGCGCGAGUUAACUAAAGCUGUAGGCAUCUCAAAAGAAUGGGCGGGAUACAUUUUGCACGAUGUUUUGGAGAUGAAAAAGUUAUCGGCACGAUGGGUGCCGCGUUUGCUGACCAUCGACCAAAAACAGCAGCGCAUUGAUAAUUCAACGGUCGGUUUGGCGUUGUUGCAGCGUAAUCGAGCGGACUUUUUUCGACGUUUUGUGACAAUGGAUGAAACAUGGGUCCAUUACCAUACGCCUGAGUCCAAUAGGCAGUCUGCAGAGUGA
This is a messenger RNA of Acromyrmex echinatior (Panamanian leafcutter ant), 381 nucleotides long. RefSeq lists its product as uncharacterized. NCBI's taxonomy places the organism in Eukaryota, Metazoa, Arthropoda, Insecta, Hymenoptera, Formicidae. The record is from RefSeq and is a predicted model, not a curated record.